Molecule: messenger RNA, 812 nt
Organism: Poecile atricapillus (Black-capped chickadee)
Lineage: Eukaryota; Metazoa; Chordata; Aves; Passeriformes; Paridae
Gene: SPEF1
Product: sperm flagellar 1
Exons: 7
Coding region: 1-696 (231 amino acids)
Biological process (GO): regulation of cytoskeleton organization
Cellular component (GO): axoneme
Molecular function (GO): microtubule binding
Source: RefSeq, a predicted model, not a curated record
AUGGCGGCCGAGGGGCCGGGCCCGAGCCCGGACACGUCGCUGGUGUCCCUGUACCGCUGGCUGGACACGGUGCCGCUGUCGCGGCCGCGCAGGAACAUCGCCCGCGACUUCAGCGACGGGGUGCUGGCGGCCGAGGUGGUGAAGUUCUUCUUCCCCUCCCUGGUGGAGCUGCACAGUUUUGUGCCCACGAGCUCCACGGCGCAGAAAGUCGCCAACUGGGGCCACCUCAACAGGAAAGUGCUGAGUAAGCUGAAUUUGCGCGUCCCGGAGGAGAUGAUCCAGCAGCUGGUGCGGAGCCGGCCGGGAAUGGCCGAGCAGCUCCUGCAGCUCCUGCGGGAGAAAAUCCAGGAGAGGCAGAGGCAGAGGAAGGAAGGGGCCGGGCAGCCCCCAGCGGAGCCGGCAGCGCGGGAGGAGGGCGGAUACCUGGACACAGGCCAUCCCAAGGUCCAGAGCGAUUCGGGAAGGGGCUGCAGCCAGGAGGGCGCUGCCAGGGCGGUGACAUUCCCGGCCGGGGCUGGCCCUGGGGACAUGCGACAGCAGCUGGCCGAGCGCGAGCAGGCGCUGCAUCUGGCGCGGGACACGAUCCAGAUCCUGCAGGCCAAGGUGGGGCGGCUGGAGCAGCUCCUGCUCCUCAAAAAUCUCCGCAUCGACGACCUGAGCCGGCGGCUGCAGCAGCUGCAGGGCCACCGCCGCUGACAGGCGACAGCGACAGCAGCGACACCGCGGUGGCACCGGGGGACAGCCCCGGGGACAGCCUGGGGACAGCUCGGGGACAGCCCGGGGGCUCCCAGUGGCUCCCAGGGCGUCCCAGU